AUGGCCGAUCAGAAACUACAUCCUGCAGUGACCGUAUCCAACAUCAAGACCUUUGUUCCCAUAACCCUGGAUCACGAAGCUUCGGACUAUAACACUUGGUCCGAAUUGUUUCGCCUCCACUGCACUGCAUACCUCGUUGCUGACCAUCUCUCUCCUCGAAAACCACCACCCACUGCCGCUGACAAAGACAAAGACAAAGAGCCUGAUGUCUCUUCAUCAUCUUCGGCCGACUCUUGGGAGCGGCUAGAUGCCAGCGUACUUCAGUGGAUGUACGGUACUAUCUCCACGGAUCUUCUCAAGACCGUUAUCAAAACCCAAACCACUGUGUAUGAUGCCUGGAAGGCCAUUGAGUCUUUGUUCCAGGAUAACAAAGCCACUCGUGCGCUGUUUCUGAAACAAAAGUUUGCCAACACUCGUUUGGAAAACUUUUCCUCCAUGGAGGCCGAUUGUCAAGAACUCAAGGUUCUCUCUGACCAACUGAGCAAUGUCGACGCUCAUGUCGAUGAACAGACUCUUGUUCUAUAG
Helianthus annuus (common sunflower) is the source of this 525-nucleotide messenger RNA. RefSeq lists its product as uncharacterized. The coding region runs from base 1 to 525 and encodes 174 amino acids. The transcript has a single exon. Lineage: Eukaryota; Viridiplantae; Streptophyta; Magnoliopsida; Asterales; Asteraceae. The record is from RefSeq and is a predicted model, not a curated record.